GCUAGUUUAUUUUUCGCCAAUCGCGAGGCCUCACACCAAUUCGUCAUGAAUCCAUGGGGUUGUCUCUGCCCGGGGAAGUGUGGGGUAAGCAGGGGGUGAUUGGAAGGAUUCAUCUAUGGAUGCUGACGGUGGCUUGGGCUCAAUAUAACUUCAUACCUAGGUGUUUCGACUUACCCAUGUGAAUACAUUCCUCUGGGUCCCACUCUGCAGACAGUGCAGAAUGCAAUUCCUCAGACUCAUCUCGUACGGCUCGAUUGGUGGACUUGCAACAUCCAUUUGCGACAUCCAGAUGAGGACUCUUCAUACCGAGGAUCUCCUCAUUGUCUCAUGAUGAUGAUGGUCUACAACAAAAGUCAGGGCUGGAAAACUAUAUAAAGCCCAUCGACGCCGGCUAUCCAUGCCUCACCAUCAAAUCACUCAACAAACAGACAGACAGCAAAAUGCAAUUCAAACUCUCUACUGCCGUGCUCGCCACCCUCAUCGGCGUGGCCAUCUCGGGCCCCCUCGUGGUCCGCGACGCCGCCACCAUCCUCAGUGACCUCAGCACCAUCAAGACCGACAUCAACACCCUCACCCAGCACUUCAACGCGUUCACCGGCGACCUGUUGCAGGCCCUGGCCGCCCAGGCCGUCGAGCAACAGCUGGAAAGCGACAUCGACAAGGCCACCUCCGACGCAAAGGCCACCUCGGCCUUGUCUGCCGCCGACAGCACCAGCGUCACCAAUGCUCUUCUGGGCUUGAAGCCCGAUAUCGUCACUUCGCUGAAUGCGAUUGUUGCCAAGAAACCCCAAGUCGACUCCGCCGGCGUGGGCAGUCUCGUCCUCGCCGACCUGAAUGCCCUGCAGAGCAAGACGGAUACACUUUCCGGUGCUGUCCAGGCUAUUGCCACUGCGACUGACAAGGGUACUAUUGUGUCUGGUACCAAGGAUAUUGAUGCUGCGUUUUCCAGCGCUAUUGCUGUUUUCUCUUGAUCAUCCGGUGGGGGAAGAGGCUCAGCUAGCGUUACGGAGUAUAUACUGAUGAUGAUGAUGACAAUGAAGAUUCAGAUAUGGCAUGGCUAUCUGUUCUGGAUGACUGGCCAGCACGAAGAC
This is a messenger RNA of Aspergillus novofumigatus IBT 16806, 1091 nucleotides long. Its product is annotated as mannoprotein. Gene Ontology annotation, cellular component: extracellular region. The coding region runs from base 441 to 971 and encodes 176 amino acids. The transcript has 2 exons. The record is from RefSeq and is a predicted model, not a curated record. Lineage: Eukaryota; Fungi; Ascomycota; Eurotiomycetes; Eurotiales; Aspergillaceae.